Messenger RNA from Rangifer tarandus platyrhynchus (Svalbard reindeer), 525 nucleotides. The record is from the annotation of a GenBank genome assembly. NCBI's taxonomy places the organism in Eukaryota, Metazoa, Chordata, Mammalia, Artiodactyla, Cervidae.
AUGGCAGCGCCCAGCGGAAGAAGGAAUGGCAGCGGCGGCGCGAACUUGUGGGUCUCGUUGCUCCUGGCGGCCGUGGCGCUGAGGCCGGUGGAGGCGGUGUCCGAGCCCACGACGGUGGCGUUUGACGUGCGGCCUGGCGGCGUGGUGCAUUCUUUCUCCCAGAACGUGGGCCCUGGGGACAGAUAUACCUGUGUGUUCACCUAUGCAUCUCAAGGAGGGACCAAUGAGAAGUGGCAGAUGAGUCUGGGGACCAGCGAAGACCACCAGCACUUUACCUGCACCAUCUGGAGGCCCCAGGGCAAGUCCUACCUGUACUUCACACAGUUCAAGGCAGAGGUGCGGGGCGCCGAGAUCGAGUACGGCAUGGCCUACUCGAAAGCUGCUUUUGAGAAAGAGAGCGACGUUCCCCUGAAAAAUGAGGAGUUUGAGGUGACCAAAACAGCAGUGUCCCACAGGCCUGGGGCCUUCAAGGCUGAGCUGUCCAAGCUGGUGAUUGUGGCCAAGGCAACACGCAGCGAACUGUGA